Molecule: messenger RNA, 1164 nt
Organism: Miscanthus lutarioriparius
Lineage: Eukaryota; Viridiplantae; Streptophyta; Magnoliopsida; Poales; Poaceae
Source: the annotation of a GenBank genome assembly
AUGUCGUUGAGCUUAGCCUUCCAAGUGCUGGGCUUAGGGGCCCAGCUUGAUGCUUUCGACUUCGCUGUGUUUCCAAACCUCACCAAGCUCAACCUCAACAACAACAGCCUAGCAGGUGCCAUCCACAAUCUCUGUACCAACUUGAUGUUUCUCGACCUGUCAAGGAAUUGCUUUUUUCAUGGACAAAUACCAGACUCACUGGCAAAGAUGAUCCCCAAUUUGGUGUAUCAGUAUCUGAACUUGUCCUCGAAUGGGUUUUCGCUUUUCAGGGACAAUACCAAGAUCGCUUGCGCCGCUAACAAAGCUCCAAGAACUACAACUCGAAUCCAAUGUCUUCAGUGGAGGAUUCCCGGAGACGCUCACCACAAUCUCCACGUUGCAGGCUGGGGCAAAACCACCUUUCUGGGUUCUGGCAACAUAUCACAGGUAUUUGGAGUCCAUUCCAGCCUAAUUGUUGUCGAUGUCUCUGAUAAUCAUUUUAAUGGAACACUUCCUCCAACUUUCUACUCAUAUACUUCUCUUCUGAUUCUGGACCUAUCAAAUAAUAAUCUCUCUGGAGAAGUUCCCAGCUGCUGGUGGAACUUGCAACACCUGAAAUUUAUGGAUCUGUCAAGAAAUGCCUUUGUUGGCAAACUUCCAACUGCAAGGAACCAUAUCUUUUCUCUUGAAUGGCUGAACCUGGCAAAACACAAUUUUCAUGGAGAGUUUCCGUCUGUCAUACAGAAAUGUGAGAACCUAGCCACACUCGACCUUGAGGGAAAUAGAUAUGACAGCAUAAUUCCUUCAUGGUUAGGUGUGAAAAAUCCAUGGCUAAGGAUUCUUCAAUUAAGGUCAAAUAUGUUUUAUGGGAAUAUGCCAAGGAAGUUAUCACAACUUGCUUAUCUCCAGCUUCUUGACUUAGCUGACAACAACCUCACUGGUUCUAUACCAACUGAGUUUGCCAACUUGAAAUCCAUGAGGCAACAAAAUAUGAAACAGUCUAUCAUAUUUCAAUAUCAGUAUUUUGGACAAAUUGAUGUAAACUGGAAGGGUAAUUAUUAUGAGGUAUUUCAGAGAACAGUUUCUCUGGUUACAGAAAUGGACCUAUCGAGCAACUUCCUCACUGGUGAAAGACCGACAGAGAUAUCAAAUUUACACAGCCUCAAGUUCAUAAAUCUGUCAUGA